This is a messenger RNA of Plasmodium gallinaceum, 1710 nucleotides long. It is a transcript of the gene MCA1, whose product is annotated as metacaspase 1, putative. Bases 1 to 1710 code for a protein of 569 amino acids. The record is from RefSeq and is a predicted model, not a curated record. Gene Ontology annotation, molecular function: cysteine-type endopeptidase activity. The transcript has a single exon. NCBI's taxonomy places the organism in Eukaryota, Apicomplexa, Aconoidasida, Haemosporida, Plasmodiidae. Gene Ontology annotation, biological process: proteolysis.
AUGGAAAAAAUUUAUAUAAAAGUAUUUGAACUAUCAGAAUUAAAUAGCAAUGAUUAUUCUACUUACUACAUAAAAGUUUAUUGGAAAAAUAAAAAAUACAAAAGUUCUAAAUUGCGUGGUUUAACAUAUAAAUUUAAUGAAGAGUUUAUAAUUCCUUUAGAAAAAUCGGAAGAUGAUAAAGAAAAACUUUUUAUUGAAGUAUGGGUAAGUGGAUUAGUAAAUAGAAAAGUAGCUUACACUUUUUUUACACUUCAAUUUAUCAGAAAAGAAAGAAUAAUUAAACAAAAAAUAAAUUUGAAAGAUGUUUUAAAAAUGUGUAGCUUAGAUUUAUCCGUUUUUAUAAUUAAAAAUGAAAGUGACAUAAUAUUUUAUAAUAUACAAGAAAGAUUUCCUAAUAAAACAAAUAAAGAAAUAAAAGAUUCUAUUUUAAAAAAUUAUAAUGAGAAGGACACUAUAAUUGAUCUUCAGAAAGGGGAUUUUGUUAAUGUAGAUACUUCACAAAAAAAUAGAUAUAUGCAUUUUCAAAGAAAUAUGCAAUAUCAAAAUGAUAUUCCAUUGGUGGAUAAUAUACAUGAGUUACCAAAUGCAACAUAUAAUAUGAUACCAAAUACAUAUAAUAUAAAUCCUCCUUUAGAUGUAUACAAUGGCUAUAAUUAUAACAAUGCAAAUAAUAGUAAUAUUUUCAAUCCAGUUACUAAUAAAAUGAAUUAUCCAUUAAAUAAUGUAAGUAAUUUAAAUAGUGUAAAUAAUUUAGAUAAUAAUAACAGAAAUACUUUUCUACCUAAUCCUGUGUAUUAUACAGGAAAUUCUAUGCCAUCUCCUUAUUCAGAAAAAAUUCUCUAUUUUUCUUCAGGAAACAAAAAAAAAGCUUUAUUGAUAGGAAUAAAUUAUUAUGGUACUAAGUAUGAAUUAAAAGGGUGUGUAAAUGAUACAUUAAGGAUGAAAAAUUUACUUAUAUCAAAAUACAAUUUUUAUGAUUCAUCAAUGACUAUGAUAAGAUUAAUUGAUAAUGAAAGUAAUCCAAAUUAUAGGCCUACAAAAAAAAACAUUUUGUCAGCUUUAGCAUGGUUAACUACAGAUAACAAACCAGGAGAUAUAUUUUUUUUUCUAUAUUCUGGGCACGGUUCACAACAAAAAGACUAUACAAAUAUAGAAGAAGAUGGAUAUAAUGAAACGAUACUCCCAUGUGAUUUUAAAUCAGAAGGAGAAAUUAUUGAUAAUGAUUUGCAUAGAUAUUUAAUUCAACCAUUAAAUGAUGGAGUGAAAUUAAUAUCUGUUGUUGAUUGCUGUAGCUCAGGAACUUGCUUAGAUUUAGCUUAUAAAUAUAAAUUAAAGUCAAAAAAGUGGAAAGAAGAAAAAAAUCCAUUUCAUGUUGUUUGUGAUGUUAGUCAAUUUAGUGGGUGUAAAGAUGGAAAAUACGCAAAUGAAAUUGAUAAUAAAAGUAAUGCACCUGGAGGAUCAUUGGUUACAUCAAUGAUACACAUUUUAAACACAAAUAAAAAUUAUAUAACAUAUGAAUACUUACUGCAGAAUAUAAAUAACUAUAUUAAGACAUAUAAUAAUCAAAAAAUAUGUUUUAUGAGUUCACAAAAAUUUAGUUUAGACAGAAUAUUUGAUUUUGAACAUAUUCUGAAAAAUAAAAACGAAAAAUUAGGACUUGUUCUUAAUAGUUACAUUAAAAUAAAGGAAAAAAAAAAAAAAAAAUUUUAA